AUGGCGUCCCGCAGAAACGGCGAUGAUGCGGACGGCGCUCCUUCGAAGCGACAGAAGACGACGAGCUCGACUUCGGGCGCCAGUCUGGACCCUCGGAACAAUCCAUACCUCGCACACAUGUACGAAAGCAACGGGCAUUCCAAUGGGUCCGCCACUCCCCCAUCCCGAACAGGCACACCUCUGGACAAGAUGCAGAGGCACUCCAGCACCGCAAAAGAAGCUGCCGCUGCCGAGGAUGGCGAGAUCAAUCCGUUCACCGGACGACCGUUCACACAGCGCUACAGAUCGAUAUUGAAGACCAGACGCAACCUGCCUGUGAACGCGCAGAGAGACGAGUUCCUCGGACUGUACCAGAAGUCACAGAUUCUCGUCUUUGUUGGUGAGACUGGUUCAGGCAAGACUACACAGAUCCCUCAGUUCGUCCUCUACGACGACAUGCCCCAGCGGGAAGGAAGGCUUGUGGCCUGCACGCAGCCUCGAAGAGUGGCAGCCAUGUCCGUUGCAGAGCGUGUGUCACACGAGAUGGAUGUCGAACUAGGCGAGGAGGUUGGAUACAGCAUUCGUUUCGAGGACAUGACGGGUCCGAAGACGAUAUUGAAGUACAUGACAGAUGGUAUGCUGCUCCGAGAAGCCAUGAACGACCCCGAUAUGAAUCGGUACAGCACCAUUAUACUCGAUGAGGCCCACGAGCGAACACUCGCCACUGACAUUUUGAUGGGACUGCUCAAGGAAGUGGUCAAGAGACGACCAGACCUGAAGUUGAUAAUCAUGUCUGCAACGCUCGAUGCUCAAAAGUUCCAGCGCUACUUCAAUAAUGCACCACUACUGGCCGUGCCCGGUCGAACACACCCAGUUGAGAUAUUCUACACACCUGAGGCAGAGAAUGACUAUGUCGAGGCCGCACUUCGCACAGUGUUUCAGAUCCAUGCAACAGAGCCUGAAGGCGACAUUCUGCUAUUCCUCACAGGUGAAGAAGAAAUCGAGGACGCUUGCCGCAAGAUCAGCUUGGAAGCCGACGAGAUGAUUCGGGAAGCUGACGCAGGAACGCUAAAGGUGUACCCAUUAUACGGCAGUCUGCCGCCUGCUCAUCAACAACGCAUCUUCGAGCCUCCGCCGCCCCCACGUGGGAAGAACAAGCGUCCUGGUAGGAAGUGUAUUGUAUCGACCAAUAUUGCCGAGACGUCGUUGACUAUUGAUGGUAUCGUCUACGUCGUGGAUCCUGGUUUCUCGAAACAGAAGGUGUACAAUCCUCGCAUUCGCGUGGAGUCCCUGCUCGUGUCACCUAUCUCGAAGGCGUCAGCGCAGCAGCGUGCUGGUCGUGCUGGACGUACCCGACCAGGAAAGUGCUUUCGCAUCUACACUGAAGAAGCCUUCAAGAAGGAGUUGAUAGAGCAAACAUAUCCCGAGCUUCUGCGAUCGAGUCUCUCCUCGACAGUGCUGGAACUCAAGAAGUUGGGAGUUGAGAACCUGGUAGACUUCGACUUGAUGGAUCCGCCAGCACCCGAAACGAUGAUGCGUGCGUUGGAGGAACUCAACUACCUGGCCUGUCUCGACGAUGACGGAAAUCUGACGCACUUAGGUAGAGUCGCCUCAGAAUUUCCCCUCGAUCCAGCUUUAGCAGUCAUGCUGAUCUCUUCGCCCGAGUUCUACUGCUCGAAUGAGAUUUUGAGCUUGACUGCGUUGCUUUCAGUUCCCCAAGUCUUCGUACGACCCGCGGCAGCCCGCAAACGAGCUGAUGAGAUGAAAGCACUGUUCGCACACCCAGACGGCGACCAUCUGACGAUGCUCAAUGUCUAUCAUGCUUUCAAGGGCGAUGAGGCACAAGCGAAUGUUCGACAGUGGUGUCACGACCAUUUCCUCAACCUCAGGAGUCUGCAAUCUGCCGACAAUGUUCGUCUCCAGCUCAAGCGCAUCAUGGAGCGCUCAGAGCUCGAGCUAGUGUCCACACCAUUCGAAGACAAGAAAUACUAUGAAAACAUCCGGAGAGCACUGGUGUCAGGCUUCUUCAUGCAGGUGGCUAAGCGAGAGGCGAACGGCAAGACUUACACGACCGUGAAGGACAACCAGACUGUUCUACUUCAUCCGAGCACAGUGCUAGGUCAGGAGUCUGAGUGGGUCAUCUACAACGAGUUUGUGCUUACGAGCAAGAACUACAUCAGAAAUGUCACGGGCAUACGAGGAGAGUGGUUGGCUGAGAUCGCGCCUAAUUACUACAACUUGGACGAGUUUCCGAAGGGUGAGAUGAAGACCGCUUUGAUGCGUAUUGCAGAGAGGGUGGCUAGGCGGCAGAAGAUGAAGGGUGGUCGCUAG
Cyphellophora attinorum is the source of this 2310-nucleotide messenger RNA. RefSeq names its product Pre-mRNA-splicing factor ATP-dependent RNA helicase PRP43. The coding region runs from base 1 to 2310 and encodes 769 amino acids. The record is from RefSeq and is a predicted model, not a curated record. Lineage: Eukaryota; Fungi; Ascomycota; Eurotiomycetes; Chaetothyriales; Cyphellophoraceae. Gene Ontology annotation, cellular component: intracellular anatomical structure; spliceosomal complex. Gene Ontology annotation, molecular function: RNA binding; RNA helicase activity; ATP binding. The transcript has a single exon.